AUGGCGUCUACCAGCCCCAAUGGUACUAACGGUGUCAAUGGUGCCAACAGUACCAAUGACUCACGCCCAGUGUUCUUCUUCGACAUUGACAACUGUGUACACAAAUUCUUUGUUAAACACCUCAAUCUUACAUCCGAAGACGCACAUAUGCUCCACCAGAAGUACUACAAGGAAUACGGUCUUGCCAUUGAAGGCCUGACCCGACACCAUAAGAUUGAUCCCCUCGAGUUCAACCGAGAAGUGGAUGAUGCCCUACCCCUCGACAACAUCUUGAAACCAGACCCAAAACUACGAAAGCUACUUGAACGCCUGGAUACUUCAAAGGUGAAGCCAUGGCUGCUCACAAACGCCUACAUCACCCAUGGAAAUAGGGUCAUCAGACUCCUGGGUCUUGAAGGUAUCUUUGAAGGUAUCACUUACUGCGACUACGGUCAGUUGCCGCUGGUUUGCAAACCAAGCCAGGCCAUGUAUGCCAAGGCCGAGAAGGAGGCCGGUGCACCGAGUACUGACCAGUGCUACUUUGUCGAUGAUUCACAUCUCAAUUGUACACAUGCUCAGGCCCGAGGUUGGUGCACCGUGCACUUGGUAGAGAAAGGACAACCUAUUCCAAGAGUCCCAGCCUCUCGAUAUUUGAUCUCAAGUCUAGAGGAGCUUCCUAUAUCGCCUGGAUCAGUGAUCACACUAACUGAUGGGCGACAAGGGACAAUUCGUUUCAUUGGCACCACUCAUUUCGCCGUUGGUGACUGGAUCGGUGUUGAAUUGAAAGAUGCUACAGGCAAGAAUGACGGCGCUGUUCAAGGCGAGCGCUACUUCACCUGUGAGGCAGGCCAUGGUAUGUUUGUUCGACCAACAGCCGUGGCCUCUGUUCUGCAACAGCCUGCGCGGGAGAGUAAACAAACCGCCAGACCCGGUUCUAACCCAGUCCCUGGGAGACAGUCGAUCUCCGCUGGCUCAAGGAAACCUGGGACUGUGGCUCCGAGUGUAGCCAAACGACAAAGCAUUAAUUCAGCGACUCCAACACCAGCUCCAAGGACGGCGCCCAGAUCUUCUCUCAGGUCCCCGACAAAAUCCCCCACGAAACAACUAUCGUCAACGGCGGCUCCUGCGCGCCCCUCGGUUGGUGGCCCUCGCACCUCUACGGUUGGUUCGACGCGCCCACGGCCUGCUCCCUCGACCCGAUCUUCAGUAGGUGGAUCUGGCACUUCGACAGCUGCAUCUCGGACUUCACGCCCUUCUGUAUCUGGACCGGCUGCAAAAAUAUCUCGACCUGGAUCCCAAGCAGCUGGUGCACCGGUGGCUGCCCCGAAACGGCUCUCUGUGCGGCAAAACGACACCGCGAGAGCAUUAGAUAGCGGAGACACAGGAGCAAGCGGUCCAUCAGAGGGGCACACAGAUGCAGAUUCAGGAGACGCAGAGGAAGAUAGCCCAGAGGACGAAGAGGCUACUUCUGCACCUCCAGCCAAACCUGCUAGAACGUCAAUGGCCGCUACUCGUACGGCAGCUUCACGGACAGGGGUCAGCACAGCAGCACAGCGCCAAGCCCAGAAUAAUGCCAACAAUCGGGAACUGGAGGAGCUUCAGGCGAAACUACGCAUUAUCGAGAAGAAGCGUGCAGAAGAUCGUGAUAAACUCAAGGUCCUUGAACAACUGCAAACAGAGCGUGAUAAAUUCGAGUCCAUAAUCCAAAAGCUGCAGGCAAAAUACCAGCCACAGCAGUUGGAGAUCACUGAAUUACGCAGGAAACUCAAGGAUACAGAAGCCCAUCUCGAGCAACUGGAGCGUGUGCAGGCCGAACAUGAGUCCCUCAUGGAAAUGGCAACUCUCGACCGAGAAAUGGCAGAGGAGACAGCCGAGGCUUUGAAGCAUGAUUGCGAAGCACUUCGAUCUAAGAUGGAAGAGCUCGAGCUCGAAGUGGAUGUGCUCCGUGAGGAGAAUGCGGCAUUUGAUCAAGAUACAACUCCUGAAGAUCGAUCAAGUUACGGGUGGCUGCAAAUGGAAAAAACUAACGAGCGUCUUCGUGAAGCCUUGAUCCGCCUUCGUGAUAUGACACAGCAGCAGGAGGCUGAGCUAAAAGAUCAGAUCAAAGAGCUAGAAGACGAUCUCGAAGAAUACUCUGCGGUGAAAUCUGAAUUUGAAGCCACAAAGGAAAAACUUCUCGUGGCGGAGACCAACGUGGACGACCUCAAGCAACAACUAGAAACUGCACUGGGUGCGGAGGAAAUGAUUGAAGAACUUGCGGACAAGAACAUGCGCUACCAGGAGGAAAUCAACGAACUCAAAGCGGCCAUUGAGGACCUGGAGGCACUGAAAGAAAUCAGUGAUGAGCUAGAAUAUACGCACAUUGAAACUGAAAAGCAACUCCAGGAAGAGAUUGACUAUCGAGAUGGUGUUUUCAGUGAACAGACACGCAAGAUCGCACAGCAAGAUGAAGUGAUUGAGGACCUGGAGUACACGUUGUCUCGUUUUCGGGAGCUCGUUACCAACCUGCAGUCUGAUUUGGAAGACAUGCGUGCAUCUCAGCAAAUUUCGGAGGCUGAAGCCACCGACCUCACGACUCGGUCUCGAGCUAUGAUUGAUCUAAACAUGAAACUCCAAGCAUCUGUAUCCAAGGCUCAGACAAAAUCUAUCGAUGUCGAGCUCAACCGCAUGGAGUCCGAAGAAGCUACUCAACAUCUUGCUAUUGUCAAGCUUUACCUCCCCGAAUACUACGAUAGCGAGCGGAACUCCGUGCUGGCCCUUCUUCGCUUUAAACGUGUAACCUUCAAGGCCACUGUGGUGAACAACAUUAUCCGCGAACGAAUCUCUGAGCAGUCCUCCAUUACAAGCCAUGAAGAGAUCUUCAGCUCCUUGGAGGCUCUUGAACAUCUUCUAUGGAUUUCUGCUGUUUGUGAUCGCUUCGUCAACUUCAUUAACGCUUGCUCGGUCGACCAAUUCAGCAAUGUGAAGAUUGCCCUCGUCGAGAUGGAGCCAGUAGAGCGUAUGCUCAAUUUCUGGAUCGAAAACUUCAAAAAAAAUGAAGUCAAUAUGAAGAAGUUCGAUGUGGAGCUGCAGAGGUCCAUUGCUCUGUUAGCCCACCUUGCGGAGACAUUACUCCCCGAAACUCCAGAGACAUUCGCCGAUGCGCUUUGCAUGAAAGCUGCCUUGUCUCAGUCGUAUCUUGAUCAUGCGGCAACAGCGGUUGCACGUUUGAAGUCGCUCGUCGACGCUAAGUUAUCCGCCCCUGGAGAGGAUAGUGAAGAAAAUGCUCUCUCUUUUGAGAAAUUGGAUGCUUUCGUUUCUCAGGCGCGGGGCUUCAAGGUAGCCAUGGGUAAGAUUUAUCGGGCAGUUGAGGAUCUACGUUCUCGAUCUCUUGCGCUUUCCGACAGAGCUGCUGAGCCCUUCAAGAACGCUGAGUCUUUUACUCGGGACUUGUCGGAUCUUACUCGGAAGCUCGGCGAAGCUGUUCUUAGCCUGACCAGUGAGGAGGGGCGUGAGGAGCCUGCUAUUCUGGAGGAUGUAUUUGACAGUAUGUCGCGAGCUGCUGCUGCUUUCGCGCAAGACUCUGAAUCGGCAACUGAGGCAAAUGACCCAGUCUCACUGCUCUCCAAUAAGUUGCGAGACCUUGGUACUCUGCUGGAGGAAUUAGACGCUAUAUCCAAUGAUCUUUCUCAGACGACGGAGUUUGAAAGAGGAGCUCAUCCCUGGAUUGCGCGGUCAAGUGAGCUCAAGUCUAACAAGACAAUCUCACCCGACGCAGAUGAGGAAAUACGACGUCUUAAGAAUGAGAUCCACGAGGUUUCUACUGCUCUCGGCGUCAAAGAUAACACCCUUGAAGAACAAGGUAUCAAGAUUGAACUUCUGGAGUCUCGGAUGAAAGAAGCCAGCAAGAAGGCUUCUAUGGUCAAGGAUCUGGAGGUUAGGAUUGAGGAGCUCCGAACUGCAAGUGCCGAGCUUCAGAAAACGGUUGAUGAACAGAAGAAGGAGCUCCAGACUGCGGAAAACGAGCGCGAUGACUACAAGACUCGUCUGGAAAGGCUGAAACGAGCAUCUGGCACCGCAGGCGCUGGCGAGGGAGUUGUCAUCGACAACGAAGCCUCGCUAGCCGCAGUGCAAGAGAAUGAGUCCCUCCGUGCAGAAGUCGCCAGCCUUCAGUCUGCCGUCCGCUUCCUCCGCGAAGAGAACCGUCGCUCCAAUCUUCUCAACCCAUAUUCUGUCCAACGAUCCACCAAUAUGCAUGCUUGGCUGGAUGCACCUCUCACCCAAACCAACCCAACCACAGAGCAAGAGAAGAUGCGACGCACUGCCUUGGAAAGCCGUGAUGUCUUCACUCAUCUAUUGAAACUUACGAAGGAAUCUCGAAUUACAGACUUGAGAUCCACCUUUGCGGCCUCGGACGAAUCUGAGGAUGCCACUGUCAACCGCACAGCCUGGCGCCCCGCCAAGUCUCGCCUCCGCUACCAGGUCCUCCAACAACGCGAGAAUCUCGAGCACUGGAAAGAAUGGCGUGAUGACAUUGUAGAAUACGAGCGUGAGCAGGACCGCUUGGCUGCUGCAAAACGCGAGCGCGCUCUACGUGACCGUAUGCCAAAGCAUGCUCAUAAGGGUUCCGUUGAAUUUCCUCAAGGACUGGGCCAUGGCAUGAUGGGACGGGCAUGGCAGAUUCUGGGCAUGCAGAACCAUCGCAAGACUGGGUCGAUGGGUGGCGCUGGUCCAGAUACCUUGGAGAUUUUAUCCUCCGACUGA
Penicillium chermesinum is the source of this 4722-nucleotide messenger RNA. RefSeq lists its product as uncharacterized. Bases 1 to 4722 code for a protein of 1573 amino acids. Gene Ontology annotation, biological process: pyrimidine nucleobase metabolic process; nucleotide catabolic process. The record is from RefSeq and is a predicted model, not a curated record. The transcript has 5 exons. Gene Ontology annotation, molecular function: nucleotidase activity. Lineage: Eukaryota; Fungi; Ascomycota; Eurotiomycetes; Eurotiales; Aspergillaceae.